GUGUCCCGGAGAAAUAAGUUACACUUGUGGAACGGGGAAACCGAUCCGACCCGUCCGCCUGGAAACCAGCCAGCCGUAACCGGGGCCGGGCCAGCUCUCCCCUGCCCGUUGUCACCAAAUCCUGCUGCACCGCCCCCGGCACCCGGAGCCCCGCACGGUGCGGGGGUAGGAGCCGCCCCGCCCCGCCCUGACCCGGCACAGCCGCGCUCCGCCCCGGCACGGCUCGGCACGGCUCGGUACGGCUCGGUACGAUAGGGCUCGGUACUGCCCGCAGCGCAGCGACCAGAUGCGAUGAUGACCUGUCCCCCCCGAGUCCCGGCCCCUCCUGGUGCUGAGUGCCAUCAGUAGACUCGUGCGGGUGGCAGCAUGGGGCCACGAUGCCCUGCGUGCCUCCUGCUGCUCCUCGCCCCAUCCCUGCUGCAGGCCGGCGCCUGGCAGUGCCCCCGCACCGCUUUCAGCUCCACCCGCAACUUCUCAGUGCCCUACACACUGCCCAGCCUCGAUGCUGGCAGCCCCGUGCAGAACAUCGCCGUCUUCCCCGAUCCGGCCACCAUCUUCGUGGCCGUCCGCAACCGCAUCCUGGUGGUCGAUCCCGAGCUGCGCCUCCGCUCCGUCCUCAUCACCGGACCCACAGGCAGUGCCCGCUGUGAGAUCUGCCGCCUGUGCCCAGCCGCCGUGGAUGCCCCGGGGUCCGAGGACGUGGACAACGUGCUGCUGCUGCUGGACCCGGUGGAGCCGUGGCUGUACAGCUGCGGAGCGGCGCGGCACGGGCUUUGUUACCUGCACCAGCUGGAGGUGCGGGGCGGCGAGGUCACCAUCGAAUCCACCAGCUGCCUGUACUCGGCCUCGGCCAACAGCCCCGCGUCCUGCCCCGACUGCGUGGCCAGCCCCCUGGGGAGCACCGCCACCGUGGUGGCCGACCGCUACACCGCCUCCUUCUACCUGGGCUCCACCGUCAACAGCAGCGUGGCGGCGCGCUACAGCCCGCGUUCGGUGGCGGUGCGCAGGCUGAAGGGCACGCGGGAUGGCUUCGCCGACCCCUUCCAUUCACUGACGGUGCUGCCGCGCUACCAGGACAUCUACCCCAUCCACUACGUGCAUUCCUUCACCGACGGGGACCACGUCUACUUGGUGACGGUGCAGCCGGAGUUCCCCGGCUCCUCCGCGUUCCACACGCGCCUGGUGCGGCUCAGCGCCCACGAGCCGGACCUGCGUCGCUACCGCGAGAUCGUCCUCGACUGCCGCUACGAGUCCAAGCGGCGGCGGCGGCGCGGGGCCGAGGAAGAGACGGAGCGCGAUGUGGCCUACAACGUGCUGCAGGCUGCCCGUGCUGCCCAGCCCGGCGCUCACCUGGCCCGGGACCUCGGCAUCGACCGCACCGAGACCGUGCUGUUCGGUGCCUUCGCCGAGAGCCAUCCGGAGAGCCGUGAGCCGCAGCACAACUCGGCUGUGUGCGCCUUCCCCCUGCGCCUGCUCAACCAGGCCAUCCGAGAGGGCAUGGACAAGUGCUGCGGUACCGGCACGCAGACACUGAAGCGGGGGCUCAGCUUCUUCCAGCCGCAGCAGUAUUGUCCGCACAGCGUGAACCUCUCGGCGCCAGUGACCAACACCAGCUGCUGGGACCAGCCCACCCUGGUGCCCGCUGCCUCUCACAAGGUGGAUCUGUUCAACGGACGCCUGUCCGGCAUCCUCCUCACCUCCAUCUUCGUCACCGUCCUCCAGAAUGUCACGGUGGCUCACCUGGGCACGGCACAGGGACGUGUCCUGCAGAUGGUGCUGCAACGCUCCAGCUCUUACGUGGUCGCCUUGGCUAAUUUCUCUCUGGGGGAGCCGGCACCGGUGCAGCACGCCGUGGGGCUGCAGGGACACUCGCUGCUCUUUACUGCUGGCACCAAGGUGUGGCGUGUGAAUGUCACCGGCCCUGGCUGCCGCCACUUCUUAACCUGUGACCGCUGCCUGCGUGCCGAGCGCUUCAUGGGCUGCGGCUGGUGUGGGGACGGCUGCAGGCUGCACCACGAGUGUGCCGGCCCCUGGGUGCGGGACAGCUGCCCGCCCGUCCUCACUGAUUUCUACCCCAGGAGCGCGCCGCUGCGGGGCCAAACACGAGUGACGCUCUGCGGCAUGACCUUCCGCUCCCCGCCGGACCCCACCGCCCACCGCAGCUUCACUGACCCCUACAGGGUGGCGGUGGGAGGGCGAAGCUGCACUGUGCUGCCGGAAGAGAGUGAGAGCUACAGGCCGCUGCCCACGUUCCGUCGCAAGGACUUUGUGGACGUGCUGGUGUGUGUGCUGGAGCCGGGGGAGCCAGCGGCAGCGGCAGGGCCGGCUGAUGUGGUGCUCAAUGUGACGGAGCCUGCUGGGUCCUCGAGCUUCCGUGUCCAGGGAUCCACCGCCCUCAGCGGCUUCAUCUUUGUGGAACCCCGCAUCAGCAUCCUGCACCCCAGCUUCGGUCCCCAGGGCGGUGGCACCCUCGUGUCUCUCCGUGGCACCCACCUCUCAGCAGGGAGCAGCUGGCGGGUGACGAUCAAUGGCUCCGAGUGUCCCCUGAAUGGGCAGCCCAGCCAGGGCGACGGGGAGAUCCGGUGCACAGCUCCCGCUGCCACCAGCCUGGGUGCAGCCCCUGUGGCCCUGUGGAUCGAUGGCGAGGAGUUCCUGGCUCCACUGCCCUUCGAGUACCGCCCCGACCCCACCGUUUUGGCCAUCGUCCCCAACUGCAGCUAUGGGGGCUCGAUGCUCACCCUCAUCGGCACCCACCUGGACUCAGUGUAUCGUGCCAAGAUCCAAUUUGAAGGCGGCGGCGGUGGGAAGACCGAAGCCACGGAGUGUGAAGGUCCGCAGUCGCCCGACUGGCUGCUGUGCUGCAGCCCGGCCUUCCCUGUCGAGACCAAGCCGGUGCCUGGGAAUCUGAGCGUGCUGCUGGAUGGGGCUGCUGGCCGCUGGCUGUUCCGCCUGCGCUAUUUCCGCCGGCCCCAGAUGUUCCCCUUCGGGCAGCAGGGUGAGCGGUACCAACUCAAACCCGGCGAUAAUGAGGUUAAAGUGAAUCAAUUGGGGCUGGACUCCGUGGCUGGGUGUAUGAACAUCACCAUGACGGUGGGGGGCCGGGACUGCCACCCCAACGUGCUGAAGAAUGAGGUGACGUGCCGCGUGCCUCGUGACGUGGAUCUGUCCCCCGCCGGGGCCCCUGUGCAGAUCUGUGUGAACGGCGCCUGCCAGGCACUGGGUUUGGUGCUGUCUGCCUCCUCGCUGGACAUGGCCGCCAGCCUGGCCCUGGGCACUGCUGUCACCUUCCUUGUCUGCUGCAUCCUGGCUGCUGUGCUGCUCCGCUGGCGCUGGAGGAAGAGGAGGGGGACGGAGAACCUGGAGCUGCUGGUACGCUCUGCCCGGAGCGAGCACCCCAUCACCAUCCAGCACCCCAACGUUGACUACAGAGAAGUGCAGGCAGUGCUGCCUGUUGCAGACAGCCCCGGCCUGGCCAGGCCCCAUGCACUCUUUGCCGGUGCCGGUGCUGGAGCUGAUGCUGCAGGCGGUGGCUCCCCGGUGCCUCUGCUCAGGACCACAUCUUGCUGCCUGGAGGACCUGCGGCCAGAGCUGCUGGAGGAGGUGAAGGACAUCCUCAUCCCCGAGGAGCGGCUCAUCACCCACCGCAGCCGCGUCAUCGGCAGAGGGCACUUUGGCAGUGUGUACCAUGGCACCUACAUGGACCCGCUGCUGGGCAACCUGCACUGUGCCGUCAAGUCCCUGCACCGUAUCACAGACCUGGAGGAGGUGGAAGAGUUCCUGCGCGAGGGCAUCCUGAUGAAGAGCUUCCACCACCCGCAGGUGCUCUCAUUGCUGGGUGUCUGCCUGCCCCGCCAUGGGCUGCCCCUCGUUGUCCUGCCCUACAUGCGCCAUGGGGACCUGCGCCACUUCAUCCGUGCCCAGGAGCGGAGCCCCACGGUGAAGGAGCUCAUCGGCUUCGGGCUCCAGGUGGCCUUGGGCAUGGAGUACUUGGCCCAGAAAAAAUUUGUGCACCGGGAUCUGGCGGCCAGGAACUGCAUGCUGGAUGAGACGCUGACAGUGAAGGUGGCUGACUUCGGGCUGGCACGGGAUGUGUUUGGCAAGGAGUACUACAGCAUCCGGCAGCACCGGCAUGCCAAGCUGCCUGUCAAGUGGAUGGCGCUGGAGAGCCUACAGACCCAAAAAUUCACUACUAAGUCAGAUGUGUGGUCCUUUGGGGUGCUCAUGUGGGAGCUGCUGACGCGAGGCGCAUCGCCGUACCCCGAGGUGGACCCCUAUGACAUGGCCCGCUAUCUGCUGCAGGGUCGGCGCCUGCCACAGCCCCAGCCCUGCCCUGACACGCUGUAUGGGGUGAUGCUGAGCUGCUGGGCACCCACACCCGAGGAGCGUCCGUCCUUCUCGGGGCUGGUGUGUGAGCUUGAGCGUGUGCUGGCCUCACUGGAGGGUGAGCACUACGUCAACCUGGCCGUCACCUACGUCAACCUGGAGAGCAGCCCUCCUUUCCCCAUGGGGCAGCUGCCCGACAGCGAGGAUGAGGAAGAUGAAGAGGAUGAGGACGCGGCUGUGCGCUGAUGGGGUGCUCUGCACUGUGGGUGCGCUUCCCCAAGGGGAGCUGUGGGGCACAGCCCAGUGCACCCACCCUAUGGGCUGGGUGCUGGGUGCUGUGGAUGCUGUCUUGUGCUGCACACCGGGACUGUGCCAAGUCCCAUGGGGUUCCCACCACUUCAUCCCAUGCUGGCAGGGUGCUGUGGGGCUCAUCCUGCACCAGUGAGGUGCUGUGGGCCCCGUGUUCAGCCACUUGCUGUGGGGAACCCUAACCUGUCUCCAGGGGUUUCAGGGCCUCUCUGGGGAAAUUCAUUUUGGGGGUUGAAUCACUGAUAAAACCAAAUGCUAUUUUUAC
Molecule: messenger RNA, 4897 nt
Organism: Lagopus muta (rock ptarmigan)
Lineage: Eukaryota; Metazoa; Chordata; Aves; Galliformes; Phasianidae
Gene: MST1R
Product: macrophage stimulating 1 receptor
Exons: 21
Coding region: 367-4569 (1400 amino acids)
Biological process (GO): phagocytosis; positive regulation of kinase activity; nervous system development
Cellular component (GO): membrane; signaling receptor complex
Molecular function (GO): transmembrane receptor protein tyrosine kinase activity; protein binding; ATP binding
Source: RefSeq, a predicted model, not a curated record